GCGGACGGCGAGGACGAGCUGAAGAAGCGCCAGCUGAUGGAGCUGGCCAUCAUCAACGGCACGUACCGGGACUCCAGCAAGCCGUCGCCGGAGCUGGCGCUGAGCGCCGGCCUGCCGAGUUCAGCAGGUAACACGGUGCUGGGCCGGCGGUGUCUGUACUAACGCCAGCGGGCUGCACGGUGCCCACGGAACGCACCCUUACCGGCCCGCGUCUAACGGCCCGACGUCGUCGGCCGACGGACGGCGAUCCCGACUGAGACGUGACCUCGGGCGUCACGCCGUGCACUCAGGGCAUCGGACUUGUGUGCUUGGCAGUCUCCAGUGACGAUGUCCGUGUGCCUGUC
Pollicipes pollicipes is the source of this 344-nucleotide messenger RNA. RefSeq names its product protein quaking-B. Lineage: Eukaryota; Metazoa; Arthropoda; Thecostraca; Pollicipedomorpha; Pollicipedidae. Gene Ontology annotation, biological process: regulation of mRNA splicing, via spliceosome. Gene Ontology annotation, molecular function: mRNA binding. The record is from RefSeq and is a predicted model, not a curated record. Gene Ontology annotation, cellular component: nucleus.